Daldinia vernicosa is the source of this 1299-nucleotide messenger RNA. Its product is annotated as WD40 repeat-like protein. The transcript is spliced from 2 exons. The record is from RefSeq and is a predicted model, not a curated record. Lineage: Eukaryota; Fungi; Ascomycota; Sordariomycetes; Xylariales; Hypoxylaceae. Gene Ontology annotation, molecular function: protein binding. Bases 1 to 1299 code for a protein of 432 amino acids.
AUGUUCGAAAAUCUUUGCACCUUACCUCUAAGCGCCGAUCUCUUCUCCCAGGCCCUGCACCCGACUGAACCUCUCCUGGGAGUCGGCCUCUCGACCGGACAUGUCCAAUGUUUUCGCCUACCUUCUGCCGACCGAUCGACCGAGGACGAUGCUGACGUGAGUGUCCUGUCAGACGGUAAAGGUACCAUCGAGACCGUAUGGAGGACCAAAAGGCACAAGGGUAGCUGCCGUACACUGGCAUUCAGUAACGAUGGCUCAGCUCUAUACUCAGCUGGUACUGAUUACCUACUCAAACACUUUUCUCCCGUGACCGGCCAGGUAGCUUCCAAGAUCGCUAUCCCAUCUACCAAAUCGGUCCCGGACUCACCCUCUCUACUACACGUUCUCUCGCCCCAAACGCUCCUACUUGCAUGCGACUCGGGCGCCCUCCACCUUCUCGAUCUAAGAGACGGCGCGCUUGCGGCGUCGAAGCCGCAACAGACGCAUUUCCCUCACGAUGACUUUGUAUCGAGUAUCACCGCGCUUCCCCCGUCCGCCGAAAGCACGAGCGGCUACAGCAAGCAAUGGAUUUCUACCGGCGGGACGACACUAGCCGUCACCGACCUGCGAAGAGGCGUUCUGGUACGUAGCGACGACCAGGAGGAUGAGCUUCUAUGUACGGCCUUCAUUCCGGGCAUGGGACCUAAGAAAAAUCGCGAUAACGGUGUCGUAGCAGUGGGAACUGGCACCGGAGUUCUUACUCUAUGGGACAAAGGAGCUUGGGACGACCAGCAGGAUCGUAUCGUUGUCGAUCCCGUAAAGGGAGGUGGCGAGAGUCUCGACUGCAUCGUGCAGAUUCCCGAGUAUGUAGCGAGAGGAAAGAAGGUGGCCGUCGGCGUAGGAGAUGGUAGCUUGCGCAUCGUCGACUUGGCAAAAAGAGAGGUCGAGACUCACUUGCGCCACGACGACAUCGAGGCGGUUGUCGGUCUAGGGUUUGACUGCCAAGGCCGUAUGAUUAGUGGCGGAGGACAAACGAUCAAAGUUUGGCAGGAAUCGUCUUCGCUGAGGCUUAACGUCGAUGACAGCGACGAGAGUAGUGAUGCGGACGAAUCAGACGACGACGACGACAACGACAUGGAUGAGAGCACAGUAACCGGAAACGGGGCUAAGCGCCAUGCAAACGGAGACUCGGAUGAUAGCGACUCAGAUAGCGACGAUGAAGGACCGAAACGAAGUAAAAAGAAGCGGAAGGGAAAGGUGAACGUCGACCUCGGACCUCACGGAGCCCACGGGAUUUUGCGAUUCAAGGGUUUAGAUUAG